ACAAGCCCAGUGUUGCCGUGGCCACCGCUGAGCGAGGGUGUGUUGCCGGCCUGUCUCGUCCCCCGCCACCAUGCCUGAGAACAGUGAGAAGAGUGAGGGGCAGAAGGUGUUCACGCUAGAGGAGGUCGCCAAGCACAAGACGCCCGACUCCUGCUGGUUCGUCAUCCAUGAUAAGGUCUACGACGUCUCAAAGUUCCUGGACGAGCACCCUGGAGGAGAGGAGGUGCUGCUGGAACAGGCGGGGCAGAACGUGACAGAGAACUUCGAAGAUGUGGGCCACUCAACAGACGCCAGGGAGAUGAUGGCAGAGUAUUGCAUUGGGGAGCUGUGUGAGGAGGACAAGAAACACACCAAGGACAGCGGACCAAAGUCUUGGGCGUCUGGAGAUUCCGCAGACCAGAACUCCUGGUCCAGCUGGCUGCUCCCGGUGGGCCUGGCCUUCAUCGCCUCCCUCAUCUACCGGAUGUACGCGUUGCCCCAAGCCACCUAAUGUUUCCUCACCUCCCCUCCCCGCCUCACCUGGCCCCUUGCACCUCCCCACUAAUGCCUUGUUGGUUUCAUUAUUCUUCUCUGUUGGUUAAUAUUUUUCUUUUUCUUUUUUUUCCUUGCUUUCUCUUGUUUCUUUCAUUUAAUUGUUUUCUUGUUUAUCUGAUUUUUUUUGUACUUUCCCCCUUGUCACUGUCUUCUUGUUUUUUAUUCUCCUUUGUUCAGUUCCUUUUUUUCUUUUUUGUCAUUUUGAUUUUUUUUUCUUUCUCUGCCUUGUUUGUUUGUUGUCCAGUUCUGUUUUCUUGUUUUCCUUCUGUUUAUCUAAUCGUUUGACCUUCCCUCACUUUACUUAUCCUUCUUUUGUUGUUUGAUAUUACCUUCCACUUAUCUCUCUUUUGUUAUACUCUUCAUUCCCUCACCUCUUACCCCUUAUACCUCUCUCUCUCUCUCUCUCUCUCUCUCUCUCUCUCUCUCUCUCUCUCUCUCUCUCUCUCUCUCUCUCUCUCUCUCUCUCUCUCUCUCUCUCUCUCUCUCUCUCUCUCUCUCUCUCUCUCUCUCUCUCUCUCUCCACUCUCCACCACCACCACCACUCACUACUCCCCCCACCCCCACUCUCCAUCAUCCCCCCUCGGCUGCCUUGCCCCCGUCGCUGUCAGCCGCCAUUGUUGCCACUGCUGCUGCUGCUGCUCGACUGCCACCCACUCGUCAGGUUGCAUCGUUGACCUCAUCUGUGACCUGCUGUGACCAAGAUUUUUUUUUUUUUUUGUCACUUUUUGUUUAUUUUUUAUUGCCACUUCAUUGUAUAGUAGUUAAUUAAUCCAUCUUUUUUUUAAUUAUUGUUUUAUUUUUAUUUAAUUUUUCCUUGUUAGAAGUGUGAAUAUUUGUUCAAUUAAUUUGUUUGUUUAUUUUUUGUUUUUUAUAAGCUGCAGUAUUUGUAAUUGUGAUAUAUAUGUAUGUUAUUUAUUUAUUUUUUAUUAUUUUUAUCAUCAUCUGUUUUCAUUCAUAUUCUCUUUCUCCUGUGCCUCUUCCUUCUCUUUAUUCCCUCCCUCCAUCUAUUCCCUUCAUUAUUACAGCAGUGCUCCCCAUUGUUAUUAUUAUUAUUACUACUUCACUUCAUUCUGGGUGUUUGUGUGUGUGUGUGUGUGUGUGUGUGUGUGUGUGUGUGUGUGUGUGUGUGUGUGUGUGUGUGUGUGUGUGUGAGUGUGAGGGGAGGGGGGAAGAGGAGGAGGAGGAAGAGGAGUGAGAAAUGAAUUAUGUAUUUUGCAUUUAUCUUUUACAUUGACACACGUACGUACAGACAUUUGUAACUUCCGUUCAUUCACAAGGAGAGAGUAUGAGUGGUGUUCUCAGAGUAUGCGUAGAAAAUGUUAAAGAAUUGUUCCGGGAGUGAGUGAAAAUGUUAAAGAAUUGUUCCAGGAGUGAAAAUGUUCCAAAUAAAAAUGUGAAAAUGAAAAAAGUGUUGAGAAUGUUCCAAAAGUGAAAAUAUUCCAGAUAAAAAUGUGAAAAUGAGAAAAUAUAUUUAUGUAAAAUGUUCUGAAAGUUAAAAUAACACAAAUGAAAAUGUGAAAAUGAAAAAAAUGUCAAGAAAUGUGCUGAAAAUGAAAGUAAUGUUCUGGAUAAAAAUGUAAAAAAAAUGUGAAAAAAAAGUUCCAAGAGAGAGAGAGAGAGAGAGAGAGAGAGAGAGAGAGAGAGAGAGAGAGAGAGAGAGAGAGAGAGAGAGAGAGAGAGAG
Scylla paramamosain (green mud crab) is the source of this 2216-nucleotide messenger RNA. It is a transcript of the gene Cyt-b5, whose product is annotated as cytochrome b5-like. The record is from RefSeq and is a predicted model, not a curated record. Lineage: Eukaryota; Metazoa; Arthropoda; Malacostraca; Decapoda; Portunidae. The transcript is spliced from 4 exons. The coding region runs from base 71 to 490 and encodes 139 amino acids. Gene Ontology annotation, cellular component: membrane; intracellular membrane-bounded organelle. Gene Ontology annotation, molecular function: heme binding.